AUGGACGAGGACGCCGGUGCAUCUGCUACUGCUGCUGAUUUCGCCACACCCACACCAGAGCCGGCUGAGAAGCCGACGCGAGACGCAGCCCGUGCCAGCAGUAAUUCGCAGUCCGUCGGUGGGGGAACACACUCUCUGCCUACCUCGAACCCCAAUGACGGAGCAGCGAUACAGACUCAGGAGCCAUCGCAGCCGCAGCCCGCUGUUCCUAUUGACUCAUCAGUCCGCGAGAGCCCACCCGCGGUGCCAGAGACUCUACAGAACAAAAUAGACAUCCCACCUGUUUCGGCAAGGUCGGUGGAUUCAGACAACGUCUCCCCCGUUUCGGAGCAUGAGGCGGGAGAGAUUCAAAGCCGCGAUGGUCUUGCUGCGACCCAAGGUCGUCGUGACUCGGCACCCGUGACUCAGCCCGAUGCCGAUCUCUCGCAAUCCGACACAAGCCCAACCCCGACCCAAUUUGCCCAAGCCCCUAGGAGUGAACAUGAACGGGCUCAACCCGCUACCGAUGUCUCUGGGGAUGAUUUGGUCGGACCCACGGAACCUCGGAUGCAACCCACGACUGAAAUCGGCGAUCCUCCUCCCUCUCCCGUUAAGGAGAGCGACAAGUUGACGGAAGAUAUUAUACGCUCUUUGAGUCCUAUCCGACCCACUAGUGACGAGAAUGGCUUGGGUGUUGAUAAGGCCCCUGCCCACUCUAAGCCUGAUCUCGGCCGCGAGAGCAGGUAUUUGAGUGGCGUCUACGACGACUACUGGACGGCGUCGGAUGACAAACACGUUCCACUGCCCAAGCAAGACAGCCCUGGCUCGAAGCCAUCUGCUGCCGCCCCCGGGUCCGCGAACAACGGCGUCGCAGGCGCAACCUCCAGCCGGGUUUCCGAAAUCCCCCCGCUGAGUCCCCGUAGAGUCGACUCCGAUGCGACGGCUGGUCCAGGUUCUCGACCCCUUAGUCGGCGCUUUUCCUGGGAGGCCGAGGAGCUCGCGGAGAAAGGAAGCCCCGCGGCCGACUCACCUGCCAACCCGGUAACCGUCGUCGCCGGUGAGUCUUCACCGCUACAAGAUGCUUCCCAGGGUGCGGAAAGCCACGAGCCUGUAAAACCAGCCGGCUCGUCCCAGAUCAGCAGCGGGCGUGAAUUGCUCUCCACGGGCGUUGAGGAGAGGGAGGGUGCUAGUGGCGCCCCUGAUCAUUCGACGCCGACCAUGAACCAGACCCCUCAAGUGAGCGCCCUGCCCCAAGGGCAGCGACGCCCUAACCUGGAAGCCCACGAACCACCGUCACCGGUAUCCGCGGCCUCGGGUCAAGACUCAUCUUCUUCGAUAGUACAGAAGCACCGUCUCUCUCUGGCGGGAGAGAAGCUGCUCGUCUCAGCGCCAGGCGUCCAUCCGGCAUUUACGCAGUCGCAAGGAUCCGAUGCGCCGGCGUCGGCACCGCAAGCUCACGCUCAGCCAACCCAAAGAAUCCUGACUUUCAAGGAAAUACGAGAAUUGCCAAAUGCUGUGGACAGAGUCGCCAAGUACAACGACACGCGGGCUCAGUUCGCCGCCAUGGACUCAGGGCUGAACGGCUGGCUCCUUGAUUUGCAGGCUGAACGCCCUGACUAUGCCAACGUCUCAUCGUCUUUCCAGGCGAUGGCGAUGGGGGCGCAACCAGGCGCCAGUCAUGCCCGUCCAGGAUCGGCGUUGAAACCGCCAACGAGUGCUCAACCUGCACAACAACAACAACAACAACAGCCGUAUUACCAGCAGUAUCUCAACGCCACGGCGCCCAACACCGCCAGUGCGCCUCCCGGUCGGCCUUCUCCCAGCAGCAUGCCAAUGGGCUCACACUUACCGUCCAGCGAUUUCAAGCAUUCAAGCGGGCAAGUCGGGGCGAAGGGCAAGGAGCUGUUGCUCGCGGCGGGCAAGGCAGGCAAGGGGCUGCUGAGCAAGGGCAAGCAUAAACUCCGCGGGGACAAGAACGAAGAAUCCACCCCGCCACCCAGCCAGCCCAAAGCCAAGCAGGAUCGCCGAACCUCCUGGAGCAUUAAUUUCGGCGCCCGAACCGCUCUCAGAGGCUCGGGCAGUGACCCAAAACCACCGUCCAGCGACCCAGAUCGGCCUGGUCUGCCGACGUCGGCUCCCCAGAUUCCACAGCCAGCGCGACUGUCUCCUUUCGAAACCUUCCCUGAUGACAGGCAAUCUCCGUGGGCACCUCCCGGCACUCAGCCGCCUCCUCCGAACCAAACUACCCUACCAUAUACCGGUCGAGUGGGCCAGCCGGAGCUAGUCUCUCCCAUCUCAGAGACGGCUAUCCCUACCGCGCCGGCAAAAGGACCGCAAGUCAGCCGGACGAAUUUCCUCGAUGACUCUUCCGACGAAUGGGUGGUAGUAGAAGAACCUCAUCCGGCUUCCGCCAGGGACUCGUAUCGUCCGGUCCCACCGGAGAAACCCCAAGCGCCUGCUCAACAGGCCGAAGGGGCCCAGGCCGCAGGGGAUAAUGAGCAGCCUCUCGAUGGAACUUCCCAUCCAGCGCAGGAACCCAGAUCGCAGUCGCCGAAGCGCAACUCCUCCUUCAUCGGCCUCCCGCCCAUAAGAAGAGCCUCUACCUUUGGCCUUAACUACACUCGGAGAGCCAAGGAAGGCUUCUCUUUGGAUGAAGACGAUGCAGAUGGUGCCACUUUGGCGGCCGCAGGUGCAUCAACUCAUCCGGAUAACGCCAACGCCAACGCCAACGCCAACGCCGGUCCUACUACCUCGGCUGCAUUGCAGCAAGAGCGCCGGGGCUCGGGCACCUUGAUCGACACUGAAUCAACGGUAAAUGGGCAAACCCGGGAAAAUGAUGGACAGGGCCACGCCGAAGACACGCUGGGCGCGUCGACAUUGAGGCGACCAUCUAAUGAGUCCUCCGAAGGGGAUCUCGGGGAAGACCCUGAAAAGAUGCCAAUACCGCCUCCGCUCGAGGACCAUCCUGCGCAGAAUCGAAACCGAGGAAGCAAUCAAAUGCAACCGGCCACCAUGCGGGCGCCCCUCCGUCUCGGGCCACUUGGCCCGGAAGGCAACCCGGUUCAGCAUUUGCCUCCCCAGGGUCCCUGGAAAUUGGAAGAGUCGCACCUGUCCGAACCGCUGCUGCCCGCCAGCCGUAGCCGUCAGUUCAUGAAUGCUUCGCCUCCUCGUCAGCCGUUUCUUGGGUUCGACAAAGAAACCAGUCUUCCACCUCCGGCCCCAGCCCAAUCUGGCGGGCAGCCCCGUCCACUAGUGCCAGUGCCUCCUCGCCAGAAGCUAUCUGAAACACCCCCUUCGUCUGCCCGUCGAUAUCCGGCCCUCUUCGGCGGCCCCGCCGACCCAAGGCAAGUCAUCCCGCAGGGAGUACCGAGAACUUCCCAAGACCUCUCGUCUCCCAUGCAUCAGCAGCCUCCCAAUCAGGUGGAUAUUCCAUUUCAGCGGACCCAGGGAGGCGAGCUUCUGCCUGCUGCCGCCGGCCCUUCUCAAGAGAAUGUCCGAGGCAGGGAAAGGCGAAGUUCGGGCUUUUUCAAGGACAUGGGUGUUCGCCUGCGAUCCGGGUCUAAAGACCGACGGAACUCGAUUCUUGAUGACCGCACCCCUGGCUUGUCACGCGGGGGAGACCCCGGGGGCGAUGACGUCUCCGAAUCGAGUGUUGCUACGGACGACUUUGCCGAGCAAAAGAAACGCCGACGUUCCAGCAACUUCCUCGUAAAUCUUCGCCGACCAAAAGCCGCAGCAGAGGGCCAGCCCGGCGGUCAUGAAGGCGGCGCUGCUGGUGUCCCGUCACUGGUCGAUGCACGCCUUGGCCAGGUUCUUCCUCGACCACGGGCUUCUGAGGAAAGGAGGGGGUCCAAUGCGCCGGGCCCUGCUGGGGUCACAUCCUUUCGUCAGCCUAGUCUCUCUCGAACGUCAACUACCAGCAACCUGCACGAUUCGGGGGCCAGCAUUCAUAGUCAGAACUCACCGAAGAAACGACUCUCUGCUCUCACAAGCAAGGUAUUCCACCGUCCCUCAGCGUCUCUGGACGGGCAACCCAAACCCAGCACGCCAGUAUCGAUAGCCCCGUCCUUUCAUAGCCGGCAUUCUGGUAUUCCCAACACCCAGCCUGGGGUGCCUAGUCCUCUUGCUGAACGCCGAGGGAGGCAGCGGAGCGACACGGCCGGGUCGAGGCUGACUGGUGACGGAGAGUCUAUCCAUAUCGCACCAGCCGGCGCGCCUCGGGAGUCUCGGGGUCGUCACUCGUCUACAACCGGCUUCCUUUCGGGUCUUUUCAACCGAUCGUCCUCUACCACGAGGGAUCCUCAACCACAGACUCAGAAGCAACAGCAACCGGUGUUUCGAAGAGAACUAGAUGGUCAGCAAGAACAGCAGCAGCAUCAUCUCAGCGAGCCGACCCUGGGAUACCGGGAUGUGCCUCCGGCGAGUCAACAGCAGGCGCCAUCCGGGCAGAAGGCAGGCUCUCCGCCGGUGUCCACCCCUGCAUCUCCUUAUGGCCAACAUCCACCCCCUUUCCGGACACAAGGCCCUCCUGUUCAUCCUGUGGCCGGGGUUGUUCCUCCAUUGAACCGCGUCCCUGCAUCGCCCGUCCAUCAGCAGAAUUUGCCUAGGCCUGCUGAAUCGUCUAUCAGGCCAGUCCAGCCUGAAUCUGACGCCUCUGGUUCUCAAACUGAUGCCAUAACCACCGAUCACCAAUCUCAAAAAAUUGAAUCUUCCGCUAGAUCAGCCGGUGCGCUGUCCGAUACGCCUUCCGCCCCCGGAGCGACUCGAGGAGCAACCCCGGCGCCGGCAGAAGACCAAGGCACAACAACUCGACCGAUGCAGCCAACCGGACGUGAGGGUGGCCGACUGAGUGGCGCCCCCCCCUCCGGCUCAGUGAUUAACCCCUGGCAACCGGUCAGGGAUAAGGGCGAGACGGUCACAGGCACAGGCACAGGCAACCAGUUACCUUCCAAGAACAAUCUCAAUCGCGAUCAUCCCGCCCCCUCCCAACAGGACAUCACAGUUGAUAGGCUAGACGGAGCCACCCGAGUCUCAGCCUCCCCGAAACAACAUGCAGCGGUAUCCAGUCAAAACGGCGACCCCUUGAAAACGGAUGGUGCACAGUUGCUUCGUAGAUCGGCCUCGCCAUCUCCCCAUGCCCUGGGUAUCUCGCAGACAUCAUCACUGUCGCAAGGUUCCUUGCCGGACAAACGAGCGUCCCACGUCUCAGCCGGGUCACUGCAGGAGACCCCCGACCCAUCAAGAUCACAAAGCCCCGGGCAAGAUGAUUUGAAGUGGCUGUCACAACAACAGGCUCAAGGCUCUUGGAGUUCGCUGCCUACGCCUCCCAGCGUCCCUGCGGCUUCGGGUCGGCCGACUGCGCAUCCUCCCACAACGAUAGCCCAACGAUCCCAGACGGUGCCUGUCGCGUCGAGCACGGGGGAGGGACAAGGUUUCGUCAGCCAAGGGCUCGGAGGCCAGCUAGGACAACAGCAUCCCGCACCGGCACAGCCUAAGGUCGCAAAAAGGUCGUCGAAGCAGACGGAGGCCAAAGAUCCGCAAAAGGCUCUACCGCAAGCACAAACGCCACAAAUACUGCUGCGCAAGGGAGUGCAACAGCAGCCGCAGAUGCCGCCCUUCCAACAGUCACAACCGGCCAGCAAGGAAUACACGCCGCAGCAAGAACGACCUGUCACCCCUUCAGCCGUUCCCUUCUUCGGGAGCGGUCCUUUCCGACCCCGGGUGCAGGCUGGUCCGGGACAAUCCCAGCGGCGACGACCAGUUCCGCCGGCUGGCCAGCUGUCUGGGACUCAUGGCCCUGCGCCUGGUCCCCUGACAAACGCGCCCGGGGCCGGGCGUUCUUCUGAAACACAGCAGCCGCCGAGACCAUCCGUGGAGCGUCAGUACGAUCAGGUCCCCAUUCCAAAAGGCUACGCCGCGGUCCAUGGGGAAGGCAUGACUGUGCCGUCACCCUACGACGUCGGACGUUCCAUUCCGGGAGCAACGCAUCCGGCGCAUGCAGUCCAGGGGCAACAGCACGUCUUCCCACCACAUGUUCAGGCACAACAGGGCCAACCGGCGAUGCAGUAUGCCCGAGUCCGACAGGCGGGAACAGAUUCGAGCUUGAGCGUGAAUUCGUCGCAGCACUCAAGCUCGCCGGGUCAACAAGCGGUCAGUCAGGCGGGCGGCUUCGUUCCUCGCGAUAAGCCGGAUGGGGAGCCUACUGCGGUGUAUGAUGUCGCCAACAAUUCCCAACGGCGCUUGGGAGGAGCGCCACUCCAGCAGGGCUCUCAGAACAGUGGACCGGCAGAACAGGCCCCGAACAGCACGCAAACUGAUAGACGGCGGUACGGAAGCCCCGCGGGGUCAAAUCAUACCACUGCCAUUCAAGGGCAGACGCAGGGUUUACCGCAGCAACAGCAACAACAGCAACAACAGCAACAACAACAACAACAACAGCAACAACAGCAACAACAACAACAACAACAACAGCAACAACAGCAACAACAACAACAACAACAACAGCAACAACAACCGGGACCUGAACCAGGUACGCCGACGGCCCGUAACCUCGGCGUCAACGUGCAAAAGGCAAACCAGGUUGACGGGGACAUCUACGACGCGACGCCGCGCAAGCCGGCAGCCCCUGUGUCUGGCGACAAGACGGAGGAUGGCGGCGAGAAAGCCAAGGCUCCGGCCCCUGACUUUGCGCAGAGCAGCGCAGCCGAUUUCGAUGACAGCGAGGACGGGCGCAAGAGGAUCAUCCAUGUCGAUAGGCAGGAGGAGAAGAUCGUGUACAACCCCGACGAGGACGGCCCGGAGGCGAGCCGAGCGAAGGGGGACGAGACGGACGAUGAGGCGCCCCAGAUGAGUGCCACGAGCUACCCCGGCAUGGAGUGGAAUCCGUAUGCAGCCGGCGGGUACGAGGAUUGGAAUGACGACCCAGUCCGAUAA
Molecule: messenger RNA, 6912 nt
Organism: Sodiomyces alkalinus F11
Lineage: Eukaryota; Fungi; Ascomycota; Sordariomycetes; Glomerellales; Plectosphaerellaceae
Exons: 3
Coding region: 1-6912 (2303 amino acids)
Source: RefSeq, a predicted model, not a curated record